AUAAGAUCGACCCGAAUCAUUAGGUAUGACAUUUCAUGUGUAUGGAGUUGCAAGAUUGCAUGUAUUGAAAUUUUUUGACCUUGGCAAUACUAUAAUUUAAAUGUCGAUGUCAGCUUUUUUGCAGAAGUGUUGUGCGAGUGCGUAUUGUGGUGUUUUAAAAGUAAGGAUACCUUUAAGAUCUUUUCACACGUUCAAAAUGGCAGAUAAACCAACGGAUUAUUCGACUGCCAAUGGUUUUGAGAGCAAAACUCCGUUCCUGAUCGGUGUAGCAGGCGGUACUGCUAGUGGCAAGUCAACAGUAUGCCAACGCAUCAUGGAGAAAUUAGGCCAACAGCACAAGGAGCAGACAGAACGCCGUGUAGUCUGCAUCAGUCAGGAUUCUUUCUACCGCACUCUCACUCCUUCAGAGAGGCUCCGAGCUGAACGAGGACAGUUUAACUUUGAUCACCCUGAUGCAUUUGAUGAUAAGAAGCUGCUGGCUAUACUGAAAGAUAUCCUAGCUGGCAAGAAGGUGGAGAUUCCAGAGUAUGAUUACAUCACUAACUCUAUUAGCCCACACCGGUCACAUACAAUCUACCCUGCUGAUGUAGUGCUCAUCGAAGGUAUCCUGGUGUUCUACUUCCCUGAAGUGCGUGAAUUGUUCCACAUGAAGCUCUUCGUCGACACUGACUCUGACACCAGGCUCGCUAGGAGAGUGCCCCGGGACAUAAUGGAGCGCGGCCGUGACCUGGAACAAGUAUUGAACCAAUACAUGAACUUUGUCAAACCGGCGUUUGAGGAGUUCUGCUUACCGACCAAGAAGUUUGCUGACGUCAUCAUUCCGAGGGGAGCCGACAAUCUAGUGGCAAUCGAUCUGAUAGUGCAGCACAUAUCCGACUACUUGAAGCGUAGUCCGGUGGACAAGAAUUUGGCGCUGGAACUUGGUCUGUCUUCGUCCUCGGUACCCGGCAGUCCGCAGCGGGCCGGGAAAGGAGGUCGGCCGCAUUAGACUAGAGUUAUUAGGAUAGUUAUUGGAAUGACAUCAGCAAUAAGUAGAGACGUUGCAUGGAGGCGGACGACCAGCAUCGCAUAUCGGUGCAUAUUAGCGGGGUACAUCUACGCGUCAGCUUCUCGAUAUGGCGGGAAUUGAGAGUAUCCUAUAGAAAACUUUACUUCAGCACAUGAAAACUUCCAAAAGCGUUUAUCUGUUGUACAACAACAGUACCGCGGGCUUUAAAAGGUCGUUUACACCUUCACUUCCAAUUCCCGGCCAAAAGUGUUCGCAUCGCUUGGAGCCGUGCUCACUCCCAAAAGGACUAUGGUCGUGAAGGUACACUUGCAUUAAAUGUUUCGGAAAUUAUUUAAGCUUAAAUUAGAUAUUUAUAAAUUAAAGGACUUGAGAAUAGACCGGUUCUAUAGCGGCGUGCCUUGGAGAAAAGGUGGACUUUAUUAACGUAAAAAUAUUAAAUUAUUGUUAAAAAUUACACGUAGGUAUAGUUGUUUUAAAUAUCUCAAUAACUUUCGUACUUUAUUAGUCAAUUCUAUUUUCAAAACGAAUAACUGAGUUUUAAGCACAAAGUUAUUUUUUUAUAGAAUCGAGUUCCGCCUGUUUUAAAGAGUUUCCCGCCAAAUAUUGCUGCGCCAUAUUAGAAAAAUGCACUUUGUCAUAGAUACUAAAUAAUAAGUAAGGAGAUAAUUUUCUAAACGGAAUUUAACGAAAAACUCGAAAAGAAAACUUACAUAUCUAGAGAUAAAAAAUAUAUUUGAAACUCCUCUAGUUAGUCACUAGUCAAAGAAAUUGUUUAAACUAAAGAUGCUCAAUGGCAUUUGUACUUAUUCGGUAUAUUGAAAAAAAAAUGUCUUUUGUCAUUUUAUUAAACUGUUAAAUUACCUAAGAUAAAUGAUUAAAAUAUAUAAACUUACCUACGUUUUAAGAGAGUUGUUGAAUAAAAAGUUAUUUGUACUUAAUUUAAAGGGUGCGUUUACCAAAAAUUUUAUUGGAUGUACAAAUUUCGUCGUUACUUAUAAUGAUUUUACCAAGUGGCUAGAGUAGCCACGUAUUUGAUAUAGAACUUUAGGUCUUGCUGUGGACGUCCUAACUUUGUUACUAGUCAGACGUUUGAGGGGAAUGGAAUGACCGAGGCUGUUAAAAUUUGUCAUUAUCGUAUUACGCGAUGUCUAUUCGUUUGAGUUUAAUUGUUGAUUUUAUUUAUUUAUAGUCUGUAGCUAGGUUUACUUGUAGCUUCUAGGCUUGAGGUUUUAUUCCUCAUUGUAUUUGUACUUAGUGAGUUUGCUUACGGCAGAUAACUGCUUGGUUUUUUG
Messenger RNA from Spodoptera exigua (beet armyworm), 2301 nucleotides. The record is from the annotation of a GenBank genome assembly. NCBI's taxonomy places the organism in Eukaryota, Metazoa, Arthropoda, Insecta, Lepidoptera, Noctuidae.